Messenger RNA from Brassica oleracea var. oleracea, 581 nucleotides. RefSeq lists its product as uncharacterized. The transcript is spliced from 3 exons. Bases 21 to 533 code for a protein of 170 amino acids. The record is from RefSeq and is a predicted model, not a curated record. NCBI's taxonomy places the organism in Eukaryota, Viridiplantae, Streptophyta, Magnoliopsida, Brassicales, Brassicaceae.
UAAUCGAGAACUAAAUUAGUAUGCUUUGCUACAUGUACUAUGUCUUAAUAUCUCAAUUUGAUGCUGCAAAACUGAGAAAACUCCGUCCGAGUUUCAAGGAGAAUGGAGGCACUGUUAAAGCAGGAAAUGCCUCUAGCAUAAGGCAGGAGAUUAGGUAUUUACCUGUAACUUCUAUGGGUUGGUCAUUGGGGGAGGGGGCUAUCCAUUCCGUUGAAACAGCGAUCCUUACAACCAACUUAUUCCAGACGGUAGGAGACAACGCGUGUGUACGGAUGAAGAUUUUACAUAAAUAUGGGAUCUUAUGGAAUAUGGAAUUUUCAGAGGAUUCGAAUAUUGGAUAUAGUCAAGGAAUUUUCUGUUGUGUGUGUGAAACGGCGAGAGGGAGAUCGAUAAGUGGAUAUGGGCUAUGUAGAUAUUCAAAUCCAGCGAAUUAUCUUCUGAGGCCAAACCGUUUGGAUUUGCUAUUCUUCGUGUUCGUCUCUAGUAUAUGGUGUUUUGGAUUUGUGCGCAGAAGGAGAAGAGAGUGUUGGUAGCAGAGUUAAUGCCUAAUGAUACACUCUCGAAACAUCUAUUUCAUUAUA